Lolium rigidum is the source of this 1452-nucleotide messenger RNA. RefSeq lists its product as uncharacterized. Bases 1 to 1452 code for a protein of 483 amino acids. The record is from RefSeq and is a predicted model, not a curated record. Lineage: Eukaryota; Viridiplantae; Streptophyta; Magnoliopsida; Poales; Poaceae. The transcript has a single exon.
AUGGAGGCCGCCAUAUCUGCAGUGGCAGGCGAAUUUCUUAGCCGAUUCAUCUCUUUCCUGGUAAACAAGUACUUUUACUCAAGCCAUGUACGAUUGGAGGAGAAGGCGGAGAGGCUGCAGCAACUCCUAACGAGAGUGCACACAGUCAUCGAGGAGGCAGAUGGGCGAUACAUCAUGAACUCCAGCAUGCUGAUGCAGCUCAGGAUGCUCUCGGAGGCCAUGUAUCGAGGCUACCAUGCGCUUGACACCUUUACAUAUGAAGGCAUCGAGGACAGAGGCAGCAAUGAGGUUUGCGACUCAUCCAUUAUGCCAUUUGUCAUUCCUCUUAAGCGUUCUCGCAGAACUACAUGUGCAAGAAAGGACAAAGUCAUGCACCAUGAGUUACAUGGUGCCUUGAAGAACAUAGAGAUUGUUGCUGCUAACAUGAUGGAGUUUGUUGUGCUUUUGGGUGGAUGCGACCGAAUGCUGCAUAGACCAUAUGAUGCAUAUCUUUACCAUGAUAACAUCAUGUUUGGACGACAUACAGAAAAGCAAAUUCUUUUGAACUUCUUGUUGCAAGAUAGCAUUCCUGGCGACGAACCAGCUGUUCUUCCGAUCAUUGGUGGUUACGCGGUUGGGAAGAAAACAUUGGUUGCUCAUGUCUGCAGCAAUGAGAGGGUGCGCUCACGCUUCUCUUCAGUUUUGCACUUGAACGGAGACAACCUUUUCAGAAUACUUGAGCAUGGAAGCACCAUGUUAGGCGAGAUAUUGGUGGUUGUUGAGUUUGUUUCCAAUGUAGACGACAAGGACUGGCAAACAUUUCACUCAUUUGUCAAAAGUAUGGCUAGAUGUAGCAAGGUGAUCAUCGUGGGUAAACUUCAGAGAUUAACCAGAUUUGGAUCAGUGAAGCCAAUCUUUCUCAAUACUCUGCCUUACGAUGAAUUCUGGUACCUCUUCAAGAUACUAGCAUUCGGGAGUGCAAAUCCGAUAGAACAUCCACAACUAAUAGACAUAGCAGAAGAAUUUUCCAAGGAGUUUCACAAGGAAGGGUCACUUGGCGUCGCAAAUUCUUUUACAGAUGUACUGAGGAAUAACUUGAGUGUUCAAUUCUGGCUUUGCCUAUUGAACAAGGGCAGAAGAGUGAUUGAAAAGAACAUCUCCGCAUAUGGUGUGCAUCUUAAUAUACUAAUGGAACAAGGUCAUCCAGUGGACAUAAGUGAUUUUUCUUCGCAACCACUACACAUAAUACCUUAUACAGCUAAGGUUCCAAUGAAGAAUGAAUUACCAAAGGUGACACUUGGGGAGAUCCUUGUAGAUCCUAGUAUUAGGCCAAAAGGGGAAUUCAGUUUAUUGUCUUGGAAAUCAAGGAUUCCUCCUUACAAGUCAUUUGCUCACUUCGCUCAGACCAAUGUUAAGGAUAUGCCUGAAGUUACCCCCUUGUCAGGGAGAAAACGAAGAGGAGUGUCUCUAUGA